Molecule: messenger RNA, 1633 nt
Organism: Eurytemora carolleeae
Lineage: Eukaryota; Metazoa; Arthropoda; Copepoda; Calanoida; Temoridae
Product: E3 ubiquitin-protein ligase UBR2
Exons: 18
Coding region: 5-1633 (542 amino acids)
Biological process (GO): protein ubiquitination; ubiquitin-dependent protein catabolic process via the N-end rule pathway
Cellular component (GO): cytoplasm; ubiquitin ligase complex
Molecular function (GO): ubiquitin protein ligase activity; zinc ion binding
Source: RefSeq, a predicted model, not a curated record
AACAAUGGCUGGAACUUCUGGUGGGAGUGGGAAUGAAACAAUGGGAGAGGAGGAGGGGGAAUGGGAAUAUUACGAUGAUGAUCAAGUUCUCCCGGAUUUUUGGCAGGGGUUUGUAGAUUCUGGAACAGAUUUUAAGAAACCUGUGGAAUCUUGGCUUCGAUAUUUCUCAGCACCGUUUGAGAAUCCAUAUGGUUGGAAUAUGUAUCGUGAGUUCUGGAGGGUUUGGGUUCCUCUUCUUCUAGCUCCUAGGCAUAACACAACAAGUGUUGAUAAGCUGAGUGAGACCGAGGAGAGAAGAAUCCAGGAGAUUCUUCUUGACACGCUGCUACAAUUCAUCGCGGGCACUGAGCAGUAUAACACUGUGUUUGAUGAGUUAACUGCUCAAGAUACACCAUCAGCAUUGUGUGGGUAUGUUUUCAAGAACGGGGAUACAUGUUACAACUGCAGGGAUUGUGGACAGGAUGCUACAUGUGUUCUCUGCGCUAAAUGUUUUACACACAGUGAACACAAAAACCAUAGAUACAGGAUGCAUACAAGCGAAGGGGGUGGAAUUUGUGACUGUGGAGACGAUGAAGCAUUCACCAGUCAUUAUCUCUGCUCAAUUCACGAAGAACAGGCCAAAAAUGGGAAGUCCGCCUCUCAAGUGCUAGACUCCUUUCCCGCUGAUUUGCGGCAACGUGCAUUGGACAUACUGUACACCAUCAGCUGUUAUGUUGUCAAUAUAGUGGCGGAUUUCAAGGGUCAGACAGAUCUCCGGUCUGCCUUGAAGGAGCAGGAGCUGUUCCCUGACCUGAGAUACCCCCUCAAGUACAGUAACUACUGUACUGUACUGCUCAAUGAUGAGAACCACAGUUACAAUGACGUUAUUAGGGUGCUAACUAAGGUGCUCUCUGGAACUGCAGAGAAAACUAUAAUAGAUUUAACAACCUAUGUUGACAAGUUCGGAAAAGCUGUGAUCAAGGUUGGGAAUUAUAAAGAGUGUGUUAAAAUAAGCUCCAGAAUCGAUUCUCUUACUAGGAUACCGGUAGGUUUUCAUCCUGUUCAUCCUGUUCAUCCUGUUCAUCCUGUUCUUCCUGUUCUUCCUGUUCAUCCUGUUCAUCCUGUUCAUCCUGUUCAUCCUGUUCAUCCUGUUCAUCUUUUUCAUCCUGUUCAUCCUGUUCAUCCUGUUCAUCCUGUUUAUCCUGUAUUGAUGAUGGAUACCUCCUCUACCAAUGUCAAGAUAGUCCGACAUCGUGAAGAGUCUAAACACUCGAUCUGUGAAGCUGUUAUUCUCAACGAGCUAAACACAUGGAAACAGGAAAGAGACGCAUCUGUGAUGUCACUGUCUGUUCAAAUAUUUACAGUACCGUCCCUCUCUCUACACUUGAUAGAGCACUGUGAUGCUGUUUCCAACCUACUCCAGGCAUUUAUUGACAUGCUUAAGGACUCUAGGGACGAAGAAGAUGUAUUAACACUGACAAGUUGGCUGGACGAGGAGAAAAAUGAAUUUUCGAGGAUAUUAAUCUCUCUCAACGAUCUAACAUAUCUUCUGGGAGUUGUACCUACUGAGCAGCAGUGGACUCCUGGACUAAGAACUAGUUUCAUGCAUGGAGUUGAGAAAAUACUCAUGGUUCUUUCUAUGAUAAUACUGUAA